CUAAGAUAAGGGAAUGCAGUCUUGUGAACACUUUCACCUUGUCCAAGCUGCUGUGUAGAAGCAGUAAGGAAGAGUUGUUUGACCCGGCCUUAAUCACUAUUUGGUGAAAAAUUUAUACACAAGACCCGUGGUUGCUAUACACCAUCAUCUAACAAAGGAAAAGAAGAAGCCAGGGAGCGUGCAAUUGCUCACAGCCAGCAAUGGAAGCACAGUCAACUACUGGACUCUUCGGAAUCAGUCCGUCAAAAAUAACUUUUCCAAAAGUAUUCCAAACCCCGUCAAAUACGGGUUUUGCAGCAGAGUCCCCAUCACAGCUACAAGCAGCUCCCACACUUCCACUCUCAAGAUCUCCCAUACCAGUAGUCUCACCUCUCUCAACAACUACACCACCUCCAGAGAGAAAUAAGAGUAUUCAGCAAGGGCUGGCUACAGAGCACCAUAUCGAAUCUGAGAAAAACAGACAUCAGAGAGAGAAAACUCAGCAGGGGGAAAUCUACGCUUCUGAAGAAAAGAAUAAGAAAGAAGAGAACACCUUGUAUAACCAGUAUGAGAUGAGGAUCCGCCCCUGUAUUGAUCUCGUUGACUCUUUGAGAGCCCUUGGAAUAGAAAAGGACCUCGCUUUGCCAGCCAUUGCUGUGAUUGGAGACCAAAGCUCUGGAAAAAGCUCAGUCCUAGAAGCACUGUCUGGUGUCGCUCUUCCUAGAGGCAGUGGUAUUGUUACCAGGUGUCCUUUAGAACUUAAACUUAGAAAAACACCUGAACAGGUGUGGAAAGGGAAAAUUAGUUACCAGGGUAUGGAGGAGAAACUCGAGAAUCCUAUGCAGGUGGAGAAAGCAAUAAGAAAAGCCCAGAAUAUAAUAGCUGGUGAAGGAGUCGGUAUUAGCCAAGAAUUAAUUUCCCUAGAGAUCAGUUCCCCAGAUGUUCCAGAUCUGACCCUUAUUGACUUGCCAGGGAUUGUUAGAGUGGCUGUGGGGAAUCAGCCUACUGACAUUGGAGAACAGAUCAAAAACCUAAUUAAAAAAUUCAUUGUUAAACGAGAAACCAUCAAUCUGGUGGUGAUAUCCAGUAAUGUGGAUCUUGCAACAACAGAGGCACUGAAAAUGGCUCAAGAGGUAGAUCCUGAGGGGGAAAGAACUCUAGGGAUCCUGACAAAACCUGAUUUGUUGGACAAAGGAACAGAGCACACUGUGGUUGAUAUAGUACAAAACCGUGUCAUCCUGCUGAGAAAGGGUUACAUGAUGGUUAAAUGUCGUGCGCAGCAAGACAUACAGAACAACAUAACCCUGGCUUCUGCAAUUCAGGAAGAGAGAAAGUUCUUCGAGAAUCACAAAUAUUUUGGAGAUCUUCUGAAGGAAAAAAAGGCUACUAUCCCCCUUUUGGCUGAGAAACUUACAAAUGAACUGGUGAUUCACAUCAGUAAAUCUUUGCCUGCAUUAGAAGAGCGAGUAAGUGAAGAACUUCGAAAAGCAAUUGAAAAGUUACAGAAAAAUUGUGGGAGCGUACCUGAGGAAGAAAGUGAAAAGAUGAUGUUACUCUUAAAAAAAAUAAAAAGUUUUAAUACAGACAUCACAAAUCUGAUUCGUGGAGAAGAAGACUUAUAUGAAACUGAAAUCAGAAUGUUUUCAAAAAUCCGCAAAGAGUUUCAAGAAUGGGGGAGAAUACUGGAUGUCAGGUCAGACAAGGUAAAAAGAUCUAUACAAGAGGAUGUGUGGAGAUUUGACAAUCAGUAUCGUGGAAGAGAACUCCCAGGUUUUAUCAAUUACAAGUCAUUUGAGGACAUUGUAAAGAAGUAUAUCAGGGAACUAGAGGGACCUGCCCUUGAGGUCUUAAGUAAAGUGAUUGAUAUUGUCGGACAGUCUUUUACAGAAGUUGCCACAGCUAAUUUUCCAGAAUUUUUCAAUCUUACCAGAGCUGCUAAGGGCAGAAUUGAAGACAUUAAAAUGCAGCAAAGAGCAGAAGCUGAAAAAAUGAUCCAAAACCAAUUUAAAAUUGAGCAGAUUGUAUACUGCCAGGAUAAUUUUUACAGAAAAGCUUUAAGAGAUACCAAUGUUAACAAUGUUGAGGAAGCACUUAAAACUCUGAAAUUCCAGGAUGUUAAUGGAAUUGUUCCAGAUAAGAGCCCAUCCACUGUUGAACUGGCUUGUCACCUGGAGGCAUACUUCAAUGGAGCAGGUCAUCGCCUGUCCAGUCUAAUCCCUCUCAUCAUUCAGUCCUUCACCAUUCGGGACUAUGGAGAUAAACUCCAGAAUGCAAUGCUGCAACUUCUGCAAGAAAAACAGCUAUUAGACUGCCUGCUCAUGGAGCACAAAGACGUGGCUGCCGAGAGGAAUUUUCUCAUGCAACAAAUUAAUCGCCUCAGAAAAGCCCAGCUUUACCUACUAAAAGUCUCUGUCUGAUAGCAUCUGUGACUUCUUCAAAUAGCACUCCUUUUACCAACAAUAUGUGUAACAGAGUGUUGUAAAACCUUUUAGUCACUUUUCUGAACUCCUUAGCUUUUAAAAGACCUAGCGCUAAAAUCACAAAUUGCUUAGUUUUGACUUAGUUUACAUAACUGAGAGUGGGCUCAUCUGUUAACUAUUCAACUAGUCUUGAAUCCUUAAUAAAAUGUUAUUAUUAUUAUUACCUUAAUAAAAUUUUAAUACCUAUAA
Messenger RNA from Alligator mississippiensis (American alligator), 2648 nucleotides. Its product is annotated as interferon-induced GTP-binding protein Mx1-like. NCBI's taxonomy places the organism in Eukaryota, Metazoa, Chordata, Crocodylia, Alligatoridae. The transcript has 14 exons. Gene Ontology annotation, molecular function: GTPase activity; microtubule binding; GTP binding. Bases 201 to 2396 code for a protein of 731 amino acids. The record is from RefSeq and is a predicted model, not a curated record. Gene Ontology annotation, cellular component: microtubule; nucleus; membrane. Gene Ontology annotation, biological process: defense response to virus.